Messenger RNA from Humulus lupulus (European hop), 792 nucleotides. RefSeq lists its product as uncharacterized. The transcript has a single exon. Lineage: Eukaryota; Viridiplantae; Streptophyta; Magnoliopsida; Rosales; Cannabaceae. The record is from RefSeq and is a predicted model, not a curated record. Bases 1 to 792 code for a protein of 263 amino acids.
AUGGUGCAUUUUGACAAGAAACCGGUGAUUGUGAGACCUUGGACUCAAGAUCUCGAUACUAUCAGAUUGGUUAGGUCGGUUCCUUUAUGGAUCAGAUUACCUAAUCUUGGUCUUCAGUAUUGGGGCCAGAAAUGUCUCAGUGCAUUGGUUAGCACUAUAGGGAAACCUAUAAUGGUUGAUAAAUUCACUAAGGAGCGAUCGAUGAUUAGAUAUGCGAGAAUUCUAGUGGAAAUGGAAAUAUCUGAUAACCCGCCUUUUACCAUUUAUUUUGUGAAUGAAAGGGGUCAAGUUCAAGAGCAAUUUGUUGAGUAUGAGUGGCUGCCCAUUAAGUGCAAUAACUGUAAAGGGUAUGGCCAUAACAUGGCUGAAUGCAAGAAAAUCGAUUCCAAUAGGUGGGUAAAGAAGGAGGUAGCAGCUCUGGAAAAAGAGGGAGUAUCUUCGGUUUUAGGAGCUGUUGCAGCUGAUCAAUCUACAGGAUGCUCAGCCAAAGAUCCUGGUUCAUCUAAGGUAGACUUCGGGAAAACUGAAGUAACUGGUAGUGAUCCCAGUAUCACUACUGGUAGGGAUACUGUUGGUACUUCUCAGGUUUUGUCCUUGUCUCCUGAUCCUAAUAAUAAGGAGAAUUGGGAAGUGCCAAAAAAGACAGGGAAUUCUCGAGGGAAAGGGAAGAUGCAUAGGCCUGGGAUUGCUAAGAAGCAGAAUGCAUUUAAAGUUCUUCAAGAGCAAGUGAUAGGUGGUCCGAGUGGGCAUUUAGAUGACUUGAAUCUAGAUGGAUUGCUCCAAUCUACUUAG